UAUAUAUAUAAUUGUUACUACUUUCCAUCCCAUUAAAGUCAAAGUCGAAGUUGUGGAGUAGAAGGAAAGAAAACAUGUCUCUUGUCACAGAAGAAAUCAGGGCCAAGGCAGAGAUGUACCGGGGAGACGAGAUCUGUAAAGAGAAAUCUCAGCUGUUGCUGAGGGAGGUAGGGUUGCCAAAUGGGUUGUUGCCAUUACAUGACAUUGAAGAAUGUGGGUAUGUGAAAGAGACAGGUUUUGUGUGGCUGAAACAGAAGAACAGCAUAACCCACAAGUUUGAGAAGAUUGGGAAGCUAGUGAGUUAUGCAACUGAGGUCACUGCUGUUGUUGAACCCAACAAGAUCAAGAAACUCACUGGGGUGAAGACCAAAGAGCUAUUGGUUUGGAUAACACUGAGUGAUAUAUAUAUUUCUGAUCCAUCAAGUGGGAAGAUCACUUUUCAGACUCCUGCUGGGCUCAAUAGGUCUUUCCCUGUUUCCGCUUUUCAGAUUGAAGAGAAAGAGAAGGAUGUGAAGGACAAAGACAAGAAGGAGAUGAAUGAAGCUGUGCGAGUUAAGGAUGUGUAAUAAGCUUCAUCUGAUUCUCUGUAGUGUUUCUCCAUGUGGAUUUUUAUGUACUGUUCUCUCCUCUUGCUUGUCUUACUCAUUAAAUAAGAAAAAAUGAUGACCACAUUCCCCUCCCUCCACAAACCCCAAAACCCCACACCACCACCACGCCACCCCCAAUGUGCACUUUUUAUGUACUGUUCUCUCUUCUUCCUUGUCUUACUCAUUAAAUAAGAAAAAAUUAUGACCA
Messenger RNA from Mangifera indica (mango), 795 nucleotides. RefSeq lists its product as uncharacterized. NCBI's taxonomy places the organism in Eukaryota, Viridiplantae, Streptophyta, Magnoliopsida, Sapindales, Anacardiaceae. The record is from RefSeq and is a predicted model, not a curated record. The coding region runs from base 75 to 566 and encodes 163 amino acids. The transcript has a single exon.